AUGUGUGAACGAAAGGAAUCCCAUCAAAAAACACAAUUGACUUGUUAUGAACAUAAUAAUUAUCACUUGCCAACUGCCACCUUUCCACACACAAUUUGUGAUUCUGAAAAUCUAGUCAUGGAUUUCUCAAAAUUAGUAAGAGCACCAUGUUUGAAAUAUAGACCUGGAUAUUUUUGUAAAAAGGAAACUUAUUACAAUUACAAAUCUGGAGCAUUGAUUGGAAAUUGUCAUAGAACGAAUGAAUUUUCAAAUUUGAAUCAUUUUGCAAAUGAUUUUGGAAAGGAUAUCUUUUCCAGUUUUAUAACAUUUGAAGAAAAACAAGUUGAUUUGCAAAAUGUGAAAUUUUUUGAUGGAAUUACUAUUUUCGUAUCGAGAGAACAAGAUGAACAUGUCAAUAUGUUUCAUGCAAUGAGUGAUUUCUUUGCCACACAUGUUGUCAUUGAAAUGUUUAAACUGAACAGUUCAAAUAUUCAAAUAGUCAUUUUGGAUGAGCAUUUUGAUGGACCUUUUGAUUUCUUGUGGGAUAAGGCACUUUCCUUCAAGAGACCAAUGAAAAAGGCCUCUUCCUUUUCAAAUGGAAUGGUAAGAUUUGAGAGGGCAAUCUUUCAACAUGCUGGCUAUGCUACACAUUUCCUCUCAAAUUUGAUGAAUUUUAAUGAGAAUGAUGCUACUAUGUGUCACUCAAAAAUUCCACUCGUUGCCAAUUUUGCCAAUAGAAUUUUGAAUGGUUUGGGUAUCAAGAAGAGAGAAAUCAAUAAGGGUGAUGUGAUUCGUGUCUUGUUCAUCAGUCGAAGACCUUAUGUGAAAUUUGGAGUCGAGCACAAUUUCAUGUCUCGUCAAAUUAGCAAUGAAGAAGAGGUGUUGGAUCGAAUGAAGACUCACAGAGAAUAUGGCAAGAAAUUCACAGUGGAAAGAGUUGAUUUUGCACAUUUGAAAUUAGUUGAACAAAUUCAAAAAGUUCACGAUUCAGAUUUCUUAAUUGGAUAUCAUGGAGCUGGAUUGACUCACUCAUUGUGGAUGCCUGAGGAAACCUCUGCAGUUCUUGAAAUUUGGAAUACAGUAACAACAAGAGGAUGGAGAUGCUUUGAACAAUUCACAUUUUGGAAGGGAAACGACUAUACAUUGUGGAGUAAUUCAAAUCCAAAGAAUUUGAGAAAGGACAGUUUGGGAGAUUACUUGACUGUGGAUGUUGCGGACUUUUACAAAACAUUUGAUAGAAUGGUUAACAAGUUGAUUGACUCUAGGAAUUAG
Molecule: messenger RNA, 1251 nt
Organism: Naegleria gruberi
Lineage: Eukaryota; Heterolobosea; Eutetramitea; Acrasida; Naegleriidae
Exons: 1
Coding region: 1-1251 (416 amino acids)
Cellular component (GO): endoplasmic reticulum lumen
Molecular function (GO): protein N-acetylglucosaminyltransferase activity
Source: RefSeq, a predicted model, not a curated record